Molecule: messenger RNA, 972 nt
Organism: Actinia tenebrosa (Australian red waratah sea anemone)
Lineage: Eukaryota; Metazoa; Cnidaria; Anthozoa; Actiniaria; Actiniidae
Source: RefSeq, a predicted model, not a curated record
AUGAAACGCCGUUUGGCGUUUUUGAUUUUCUUUCUAGUUGCUUGGCAGCUAGCUAGCUCUCAGGCCGUAGUAGACCAUGGCCUGAACGGAGACAUUAACCCUGUCCUACCACACGAGGGCACUGUCUUUGAGAGCAAUCCUAUAGACAACGAGAAUGCCAAUGUCAAGUUUCAUGUAGAGGAUAUUCCAGAUAAAAAUCCCUUAUAUGCAGGAGACCUAACCCAAUUGCCAAAGCCCGUAGAAGAAAAUAUUGCACAGACAAGUACCCAGUACGCCCAAUCAAUUACUAAUGGGCAAACAUUGAGCCCCAAAGAAACUUCUACAAGGGUCCCAUUGCCAAAGACGCCCCAACAACAUUUGCCUACAGAAGCACUCACUCGCGUUGCGCAGUCUGUACAUAACAUCCAACCAGUGGAUAAUGUUCAGAUAAAUAGCAACCAAGGAGCUUCUACAGGGGCGAAAACAGUAGCAGAACAUCUACAAAUGUCUGCCAAGAAUAUAGAGACGCCACUUGUUGUUCAAAAUACUCAUCACAUCCCGCUAGGGGAUAAUGUCUAUGAUGGCAACAGGAAAGGAACGUCGACUUCAAUUCCCACUCCUGUCCAAGGAAUAACACCACCGCCCAUUUUUAUGCUUGACUCUGGUCUACUUAAGAGUUUUACGAAACCAAGCAAGGACAUCCAAUCGACGACAAAGACGAUGCAAGGUGACUUUGCCACUAAAGUGUCUCCUGAUCAAGCUUCGUCAAAUGCAGAACAAAAAACAGAUAGUGAAAGGAACAACCCAGUCAUGACCCAGUAUUCGGUUAAAGAUUUUACGCACCCCAUUCUAAAGCUCGCAGAAGGUAAUAAUGCAUUUGCCAUUGUCUACAAUGGUGUGGUGUGGUGUGGUGUGGUGUGGUGUGGUGUGGUGUCAGGUAAUAUAAGGUUAUAUAUCAUAAUACUCGAUAACGGUAUUUUUUAUCCUUUGUAA